GGCGUGACGUAGUUUGGUUUCCAUGGCAACGUAGCGGUCUUUCUGCUUUGGGGAGUGUCCAGCACGGUCUCCGGUCUCCGAAAACCAGUAAAAUUCCAGUGGAUUUUGAUAGUAAUAGAGGGCACCUGGGAGUGAGGAACUCUACCCAAGGGCUACUGAAGGCGAACAGGCAUCAGAGCAGGAAACAUGAGUGCUGAUCCCAAGAGAAAGCCACUUGUGCAGACCGUUCAUGACUUCUGAGCACAUUCACCAGAGGAACCCAAGGAUACAUCUUUUCCAUAAUGUGGAAUGACCUGACACACAGACACCCUUCACUAAAAGUCCUUAUCUGUAAGAACUGCUUUAAGUAUUACAUGAGUGGUGACAUUAGCCGUGACUCAGAUGGAACAGAUGAGCAAUGUAGAUGGUGUGCAGAAGGGGGGACCUUGGUUUGUUGUGAUUUUUGCCAUAAUGCCUUCUGUAAGAAAUGCAUCCUGUACAACCUUGGUCGAAAAGAACUAUCUACAAUACUGAAUGAAAGCCAUCAAUGGCAUUGCUACGUGUGUCGCCCAGAGCCUCUAUUGAACUUAGUCGCUGCAUGCAAUGGUGUAUUUGAGAAUUUAGAACAAAUGUUGCAAAAAAAUAAGAAGACAGAAGUUAACAGGGAAAAGAAUAGUGAAGUAUGUGACCAUACACCCAUAGCUUCUCCAAGGAAGAACAGUCUUGGAUGUAAUGGAGAAAAAACAAAAUUAGAUAAUUCGUGUUCUGAUUCUGUACCCUGUGCUUACUCUUCACUAAUUGUGCCCCAAGAGAUGAUAAGGAAGACAAAAGAACUGAUUGAGAUAACAUCCAACACAAACUCCAGCUAUAUUAAGUUUUUAAAACAGGCAGCAGAUAAUUCAGAAAUGAGUUCUUCUGUGAAGUUAUGUCAGCUUAAGGCUUUUAAAUCUGUGUUGGCUGAUAUCAAGAAGGCUCAUCUUACCUUAGAAGAUGACUUGAAUUCAGAGAUUCAAGCUUUGGAUGCUGUAUCUAAAGAGACAACUACCAAAGAUCUUAAAAUUACAGAUGUUUAUUCUAAAACAAAAAUUCAAAAGGGGAGAAAAUCCUGUGCUACAGAAAAUCAAUGUUUUUUAAAGUUGGAUGCUAGAUCAACAACGAAGAUAAUGGACAGCAAGCAUUUCACAGUAGAGGAUCGAAAAGCAAAUAAAAGCGAAAAUAAGAGAUCAAGUAGGAAAGAUGGACCUCAGAAUGAACCCACUAACACUUACGAAGACUUAGGCAUAGAUAUUGUGUCUGCUUCUUCCUCAGUUCCUGAAGACAUUUUUGACAGCCUUGAGACUGUUAUGGAAGUUCAGAGUUCAACUGAUUAUGGAGGAGGAGAUAGCAACAGUGGGACUGAGCCCGAACUGGAGAGCUCCCCUCUAAAACUGAACUUUCCUUCAAAGGCUAUUAAGUCAAAAAUUACAGCAACAGUACGAAAAGAAAUAUAUGUUAAACUCAACCGAGUGUCCUUUUCUAAUGCCUCAGUUCAAGGCACUGACUUCCAGCAAGUUCCACAAGAGAAAAAUUUCAGUAAACGUUCUGGGGUGGCCCCUGGUUUGGAGAAAUGUGGAGCCAAAGAGGAAAAUAGUAAGAAUGAGCAUUUGGGUGAAAAUAAUGUUGCAUCAGUCAUAGAAGAAUCUGAUCUUCGAAGAUCCUUACAUGUAAAAACCAAACGCUUGAGGCAACAGACAGAAGCCAGCCUUUCAAUAUCAAAUUCAGAUGAAGAAAGCAAUGAAACCAUUAAAGAGAAGAAAUGCUUGUCAGUUCUGAUAAGAAGAAAGGCUAAGCAAAAUUAUUCAUUUACUGCUAUUGAUAACCCUAAACCUCAUAAGGUGCCCAAAUCGAAGCAAGCAAGGAUUGUAGAUCAAAGUUCCGAUUCUGAUGAAAUCCAAGCAGUCCUGACAGAGGUAAGCCAGAUGGGUCACUGUUCUUCAGACACUGGCAUUAAUGAAAUACAGGUAAUUCAUAAAAUUCAUACAGGGAAAGAUACUAAUGACAAAAGAAAACGUAGAAGUUCCACUUCAGGUUCAGAUUUUGGUAUUCAAAAGGAGAAGCCAACUAAAAGCUCUAUAAUCUCUAAAAGGACAUGCCAAAACUACCCUGAGUCUUCUCAUUAUGACUCAGAACUCAAAAGAAAGAUAAAAAUCAUGAGCACCAUUGGGCUAGACAGAGUGAUCAGGAGGAGCGUUUCAAAUAAGAAAGACUGUGACUCUUGUGAAGAUGAAAUGCAAAGUAAAAUAGCAGUGGAUACUGAAAGAAAGGAAAGCGUGAACACUGAGCAAGGCAUGUCUGAUGACACUGAUGGGAAGUGGGAAGAGAACUUCACUGGAACAGACGAUUUGGUCAAGAAAUGCAAGCGUGAGGUGGAAUUGGGAGAGGUGCCUUAUAAGAAGCAGCUACAUGUUUCCUCUGAUGGUACUGAAAAACCUUCAGGGCUGGAAGGGAAUGUGAAUAUUCCUGAGGACAAAAUACUUGCUAAAACUAAAGAAAAUAUUAAACACCUGAAAAUCAAAGCAUGUAGAACCGUACAGAGUGGUUCAUCCGAUGCUACUGAUAAAUUUCCAAAGAAGGAAGAGAACCAUGAGCCUCCAGGUUAUAAGAAGCAGACCCGGAAGAAAACUGCAGCAAAAGGAGACAAAACCACUCAUGUGGAGGAAGAAACAGUCAAAGAAGAGCAACAGCAUGAGUCUUUAUCAGAUGCUCCUGAGAAAUUCCCUGAAGGAGAAGAAACUGCUCAUUUUCUUCAAGGAAUAGAAAAAAGUAAGAAUGACAAUACGGAUGGAGACAAUAAAAGCAAAAGAAUAAAAGAUAAAUUAUCAAAAAAUAAGAAAGAGCUAUCUGAUAGUGUUGAGCAGUUUCGAGGAAGAGGAGAUAGUUGUGACUCUUCAGAAAAUAAAAAGAAUAAGAAUGAAGCGCCUGGUGGAGAAAAAGAAAAAUGCAUUUUGCCUGGAAAGAGUUCAAGGAAAAGGCCAGCAUGUUUAUCUGAUACUGAAAAUUAUCGUUUGAAAGGAGAGUGUUGUGAUUCUGCCACUAAGAGACAGAAAAGAAUUAAAUUGAGAGAAAGAAGAAAUUUAAAUUCAAAGAGAACUGCCCAAGAAACACAAAGUGAUUCAUCAUCUCUUGAUUCUAUGGAAAGUUCAGAAGAUGCUAAAAAGCAGAAAAAACAAAAAACUCCAGACAAAAAGAAGACAGGCAAUGGGACAGAAAAACAAAGUAAUUUCUUAAAAACAACCACUAAAAGCAUGCCAUCAGACAAUACUUCUCCUUCCCAUAAUGUAGAUGAUGGUCAGUAUUCUGUAGGCGAGGAGAGCAGUGAUGAACAGAAGAUAAAGCCUCUGAUAGAGAGUUUGGUGCUGCAUACUCACACUAGAUGUUGUCAGUCUUCAAGAGAUGAUGAUGCCUUAUCAAUACCAGUAUCUGUCAUAGAAGAUAAUGUUGAUGACAGCAGUGAUCCUGAGAAUAGGAUCGCCAGAAGGAUGCUUUUGGAAGAAAUUAGAGCCAAUGUUCUCUCUGAAGAUGAAGAUUCUCUACAAAUGAUGAAUCAUAAGGAGGAUAAAUAAAUAAGUGAACUUUACAACCAAAUGAGGGACCCCAAGAAGAGGAGGAAGGCCCAAAUCAAGUCAAUUCGGAAUCAGAUUCAUCUAUAGAACCCAAGAAGCCAAGAUACAGACAGACUUUUGAACUAUAAACUGCCUGUGAGGAAUGGAGAGUCCAGAGAAGAAAAAGUUCGAAGUCUAAAGAGCAUGAAGCCAACGGCAGAAAUCAAAGGAAGAUGAGCAGUGAGGAGUCACAAUAUACCGGCUUUCAAGAAUCAGUAAUUAGUAGAGAAGUCAAUGAAUCUGAGGAGGGAAAGCAACCAAGGAAAGGGUCUGCACAGAAAGGAGAACUAGAAGAAAAUCAGUAGAAAUACAAGCAGAAAAUUUCAAGAGGGUUCAUCCUGUAAAAAAGAGACAUUCUGAAGAAAGAGUGGGGGAAGAGACAGAACUGGAGGAGGAAACUGAUAAAACUAAGUCAUCUACGAAAGGCAGAAUGAAAAUUUGGAGGAUUCUGAAAGUUGAUAAAACUAAGAGCAGGAAAAAAUAUUCAUGCUAGCAUUUUUCCCAUAAAAUGAGUUUUUUGUGUUUUCCUUCAUCUCCUGUUCUCCUCCAUCACUCUCCUAUCUACUGUCUUACUCUCACUUCUCAUACUUCAUCUUGCCCUACUUCUACGUUCUCUAGUACUUCUCAUUUAUUUAGUGUAGAAAAGAAUUAUAUCAUUCUACCACUUUCCUACCUCCUUUCAUAUACCCCUCCUUGCUCUCUUUCAAAUCUGUGGCCUUUUAAAAUGAAUUGUUGUUACACACAUCUAUGUAUUAGUAUUCAAAUAUAUAUUAUUAAAUACAUAAAUAUAAAUCA
Molecule: messenger RNA, 4415 nt
Organism: Peromyscus eremicus (cactus mouse)
Lineage: Eukaryota; Metazoa; Chordata; Mammalia; Rodentia; Cricetidae
Product: transcriptional regulator ATRX-like
Exons: 2
Coding region: 282-3581 (1099 amino acids)
Source: RefSeq, a predicted model, not a curated record